UUGUUAUAGUAAUCAUAAUCAUCCGCCAUCGAUCAAAGCUUAUUCAAGAUUACUAGUAGUAGUCUUUGCUAAGCAACCAUAUUUAGUUUCAAUCUAGAAAUGCUUUUCAGUUUGAAAUAAUCUUUUUUCUUUGAGCAAUAAAUCUUUUAAUACUAAUCCAAAAAUCACCACCAUUUCGCUUGCUUGUUCUCCCCUUCCGGGCACCUCUUCAGCGGUUACAGCGGCUUGAUCAGUACAGUACACUAGCCGGAGCUCAACUCGGCCUUUUUGACACAAUUCCAAAAUACUUGGGAAAUGCUUUUCUGUUUCUAGGAAAAUACUUCUCUAGCUGGAAGGGAGGAUUCUUGGUUUUGAAUGAUUACAAGCACCUCCAGUUUAAUAGAUUUUCUGGUGUCUCAAUAAAGAUGCCAGAUUCGGCUGAAAAGUUUGGAAAAACCCACACAAACACUGCAGGUGUUAGGGGAGAGAGUGAAUAUGUGAGGCUUGUUAUUUCUGAUGAACCUAGAACAGCUGGAGAUGUUAAUUUGCAACCUCAAGCUUCAAGCAGAUGGUCUCUUAUUUGGUGGAUCAAGGCCUUCAUAUGGUGUUCAAGCACAGUUAUUAUUCUUCUUGUUCUUCUCAAAUGGGGACUUCCCUUUCUUUUUGAGAAGGUACUUAUGCCUAUUCUGCAAUGGGAAGCUACUUCUUUUGGUCGUCCAACACUUGCACUGGUGCUUGUUGCUUCUUUGGCACUAUUUCCUGUGUUUCUAAUUCCAUCUGGCCCUUCCAUGUGGCUGGCUGGGAUGAUAUUUGGAUAUGGUCUUGGAUUUGUGAUAAUAAUGGUUGGAACCACUGUUGGGAUGGUCCUGCCCUAUUGGAUUGGUUUACUCUUCAGAGACAAAAUUCAUCAAUGGUUAAAGAGAUGGCCCGAUAAAGCUGCUAUGAUCAGACUGGCAGCAGAAGGAAGUUGGUUUCACCAAUUUCAAGUGGUUGCCCUGUUCAGGGUCUCGCCAUUUCCAUAUACAAUUUUCAACUAUGCUGUAGUCGUGACAAGCAUGAGAUUUUGGCCAUACUUAGGUGGAUCAAUCGCAGGGAUGAUUCCUGAAGCCUUCCUUUACAUCUACAGUGGUCGGCUAAUAAGAACAUUUGCAGAUGUCAAGUACGGGAACUAUCAUUUGACUCCAUUGGAGAUAAUCUACAAUGUCAUUUCUUUUGUUGUAGCAAUCAUCACUGUAGUUCUCUUCACAGUCUACACAAAGAGGAAAAUGGAUGAACUUAAAAGGGCAGAGACCAAUGACUCAGAAUCUGCCCAUGGCAAUGAAAAUCGUGAGAUGGAGAAGCUUCCUCUUGAAAAGCCCAAACAAAUGAGUUUCCAAUCAUGACGGUGAUUUAUAUAUACAUAGCUUAGGCAUGUUUGGGAGUGUAUAUAAUCUGACUGAGCUUCCAGGGGAGUUCUUUUAGAUCCCUUGGGAAAUUGACAACUUGUAACUAGAUAAAUUGAAAUCCACAUCCAUUGAGAACAUAUAUCACAGCCUAACAUCUUCUAGUUCUGGAGGUUUUCUUGGUGUC
Coffea arabica (coffee) is the source of this 1548-nucleotide messenger RNA. RefSeq lists its product as uncharacterized. The record is from RefSeq and is a predicted model, not a curated record. NCBI's taxonomy places the organism in Eukaryota, Viridiplantae, Streptophyta, Magnoliopsida, Gentianales, Rubiaceae.